GAACCUGCAGAGGAGAAAAUAGCCAGCAAACUGAAAUCCUACUUUUCAGAGAUUCAUGAAAGUCCACAACAGCUCUUGCAAGCUUUUCAGAAACAUAAAGAAAUGGUGAAGAGACCAAAUAUUGGGAAACAGCUCAUUACUGAAAGAGAAACUCUGCUGGCAAGACUCUUGGAUUAUAUAAAAGAUAUUCAGUCUGAUUUUGAAACACAUUGUCAUGGUUUGCCUGGAGAAUCAUCUGGUCCGCUAUCAGGCAAGAACCUCCCUGAAGUUGUGAAUAAUAUUGUGUGGGUCCGCCAGCUGCAGUUAAAGGUGGAAGAUUCAAUGAAGAUAGCGGAGGCCCUUCUGUCUGACUUGUCUGGAUUUCAGUCCUUCCAUAAAAAAGCUUCAGAGCUGCUGGAGCAGUUCAAAGAAUAUGAACAA
Messenger RNA from Staurois parvus, 420 nucleotides. NCBI's taxonomy places the organism in Eukaryota, Metazoa, Chordata, Amphibia, Anura, Ranidae. The record is from the annotation of a GenBank genome assembly.